Molecule: messenger RNA, 2934 nt
Organism: Cyprinus carpio (common carp)
Lineage: Eukaryota; Metazoa; Chordata; Actinopteri; Cypriniformes; Cyprinidae
Exons: 3
Coding region: 870-2681 (603 amino acids)
Source: RefSeq, a predicted model, not a curated record
GACCUCAGUUUAUCAUCCCCAGUGGUUUCCAUUGGGACUCUUGGUACUGAAGCUCCUCAGAGAAACAUCAGUGGAGCGUUGAUUUCCUAUCCUGAGUACAAAUACAAGAUUUUCAGAUAUCAUAAUAAAGAUGUCAUGUAUAAUUAUAAAGAAAUGGUGCUGAAAGUUUUUAAGAUCAGACAUCAUUCAUACAAUCAGACAAUUAUUCAUAUUGUAAAUGAUAAUUCAGAGCCAAAUAAGGCAGCAAAUACUCAAACAACACGAGACACAGACAGGAAAGAUGACAAAGAUGCAGAAGUGUUACCCUCUUGGAGCACUAAUCAGGAAGUGAAUGUCUCAAGUCUUGUUUCCUGUGGUGGUGAUUUUCUUCUCAAAGUCUUCACAAAAACAUCAAAGAAUCAGAGAUCAGAGUAGAAGGGGCAGAAACACUUUCAAGAAGGAUUUUUGAGAUUUGUGUUUCUGAACCAAUAGCAGAUCUUUAGUGAUUUAUUUUUUUUAUUUAAACCAUCGUUUAGAAAGUGAAGGUCAAGUUUAGAUCACAGAAACUGUGAACACAGAUUGAGUGAGAAACUCAAACUCUCCUGUCUGGAGGACAAACAGCCUGUGUGUUUAGUGUGUAUUUACUCACAAAACACAUCAAUCACUCAUUUAGACACAUCAGUGAAGUUGUUCCAUCAUAUAAGAUUUCUCUGGAUCAUACUGGACCCUGUACUGGACACUGAUGUUUAUAAGAUUUUCUAUUUAUUUUUUACUAAAGGAAAGACAAGCCAGGAAGAAGAGAAGAUUCUUAGUUGAAGCUCUCGGAGAAGUAAUAAAACCAGACUGGGUCAAGGGUGAUUUGUUCCUUAACUUUGUUCUUCUGUUGCAUCAUGCUGAGAUUCAACUGUGUUAAAAAUAAUGAAUCUUCUGAAAAUAGUAAAACCACUCUUGAGAAAGGUGGAAGAAACCCACCUGAUGUCAAAUUAGAUUUCGUACUUGAGGAUUUAUUAAAAUAUUUUAAUGAGCUUGAGAUCUUGUGUGAAACUAAAAAAGAGAUUGAAAAAAAAUAUGACAUCGUCAAGGAACAUGAUGAUAGCUGGUCAGAGAAUGAUAUCAAACGAGCUUGGGGAAAAACACAAAGAAUUGAUUAUUACUUAAGAAGAAAUCGCUGGGCUCUUGUGAUAGUGCUGCAGGUAUUAAAAAGACCAAAAGAACAAAAAGAAGAAGAGUCUGAGUUGAGUUUGAUCAAUAAGCCUGACCAAAUGAAAGCUGAAAGAGAGAAUGGAGGAGGGGAAGAUGUUCUUUGGUCAACUGUUGAUAUAAAUCAAGCUUGUGGAAAAGCAGAAAACAUGAAAGUAAUCUCAAAAGAGAGAUCAACUCAAAGCAGUGAUGAACCUGAGACAGUGGGAGCUGCUGGAGGAGGUAAGCAGAUGUCUGGAGCAGGAAAAAAAGUAUCUAAAGUAUCUAGUCUUUCAGAGGAUUCUGGUGUUGCAUCGGGAAGUCCACUUCCAGCUUCUAGCACAGAUGUAGCUCUUUCACCUAUAAAUCCAAUUGCUAAUUCAUACAACAGUAAAACCAAGAAUGCUGCAUUGGUGAAUGAGGAUAUAUCAGCUUGUGGCAUAUCACAAAGAAUGAAAGGAAACUCAGGAGACAGAUCAACUCAAAGCAAUGCUGAAACACAAGAAACUGAACAAACGAAAGAGACAGCUGUGCAGCAGUCAGAAGUAUUUUUCGGUCCAACUAAACGCAAAUGGAAAGAUAAAGAAGGAUCAGAAAUUCUACUUUCAACUUCUGGUGAAAGAGAUGAUCCAGAAAAAGUUCCAAAGAUGCUUACAAGAAGUUGGGCAAAAGAAGCUUCAAACAAAUCUAAUUCUCAAACCGUCUACAUACGGAUCCCAUUCUCAGUAAUGUCUGGCAAUGAAUCACCCUCUAGCACAGACACAGUAGUUCAAAAUAAAAGCCCUACCUAUAAACUAAUAGACGGAGUUCCUAAUCUUACUGAAAUAAGGAAGAGAAAAUCAUAUGCUCUGUUAUAUGACAAUCGAACUAAGAAUGCUGCAUGGGUGUAUGAGAUACUGAACAGUGAAACUUUAAAGCAAGAGGUUGAGAGGCAAAAUGUCUUUAGUGUGGAUCAAUCGAUUCAUCCAUUCUACCAAGCAUCUACGGAUCUGUAUCAGCAUCCCUAUGUACGAGGUCAUCUUGUUGCAGCUGCCAAUCACAGGUGGUGUCAGAAAGCCCUCGAGGACACUUUUUUGAUGAGCAACAUUUCACCACAGCAUACGAAAUUAAAUAAUGGCAGUUGGAAAUCGUUGGAGCAGGAAUAUCAUAGGAAAGCAAAGGACAAACAAAAUGACAUCUGUAAUGUCCAUGUGUACACUGGACCACUUUACCUACCAAGAGAUAAGAAAUAUAAGGAGAUAAGAGGCCAAGCAGUGCCAACUCACUUCUUUAAGGUGAUAAUUGUGGAGCAUUGUGAUGGGACAGUAGAGCUGAAAUGCUAUCAGAUGUCCAAUGAUGAGUCAGAGUACAGCACAGUGACAAUUGAAGAAAUUGAAAGAGCCUCUGGGCUGAUCUUCAGAGAAAACAGUUGUAGUAAGGGAGAGACUGACAGUGACAGGGAAAUAACAUGGACAGGAGAAAAUGAAUAUGGAGAAACAUGUACAGUUAAAACACAAGUCAAAAUAAGCACACCAUGUUCGUAAUGACUACAGUGCAUGUGCUGACAUCCGACAUGUGUACAGUAACUCACAAUAUUACCCUGAUAACACAGAAACACACUGAUUUUCCCUUAUAGGUGUGUUAGGAAGAACUGACCAUCUGUAGAUGAAAAGAGGGAAAGUUUGUCUCACUAGUGAUACUAGUGGUUAAAACCAUACCCCAUAUACUUAAAAGUUGAAUAAAUCUCAAAACUGUUAUAUAUUACUUUCUUACAUUUACAUUUAAUCAUUUAGCAGA